Eupeodes corollae is the source of this 3629-nucleotide messenger RNA. RefSeq names its product N-acetyltransferase eco (gene eco). The transcript has 4 exons. Bases 266 to 3355 code for a protein of 1029 amino acids. The record is from RefSeq and is a predicted model, not a curated record. Gene Ontology annotation, biological process: mitotic sister chromatid cohesion. Lineage: Eukaryota; Metazoa; Arthropoda; Insecta; Diptera; Syrphidae. Gene Ontology annotation, molecular function: protein-lysine-acetyltransferase activity. Gene Ontology annotation, cellular component: nucleus; chromatin.
UGUCAAAAUAACGUCGUGGGUGAUGGAAUGGGAAUUGUGAUGUUUACCAUUUCCCGCCAUAUCUUCAUGUUUUCGUCAUAGGAAAUUGUCAAAAAUUCAACAUUUCGCGGUGAACCAAUAAACUUCGUUUUAUCUUUUCUAAUUUUAUGAAAUUAUAACAAUUUUAUUUCCCAUUUUAAUCAAAUAAACUUUGAUUCAUUUUAAUAUUUUAAAGAGUUUUAUUUAGAAUAAAAACAAAAAUAAAAUAAAUGUUGUAAGAAGGAACAUGGAAACUCCAAAGAAUCUACGCCAACGUCCAACAAGAAAUCCAACACCACGUCUAUCGGAACGUAAGAAGAGUCUCUUUGCCACCGCUCAUCCAAAUAAGAAUGAAGAUGAUUCGGAUUUGGAGCAAGAAAAUAAUGUUUUAGACGGACUCGAAGUCCUUAGUGACGAAAAGAACUCCAAAGAUGAGAGCAGCCAUUCCAGCAGGCGCUCCGUGGAGGGUCUAAUCAAGAAAACCCCCAACAAGGCUAUAAGCUUCCUCAAGAACAACAAUGGCUCGUCUCCAGAAAGAAUGUGUGAUGAGUUAUUCGAAAAACUUCCUGACAGCCCUCGAUCAGCGAAGGAGAAGGUCGUCACACCAACUCGUAGAAGCUGUCGCUUAAGUUUGAAGCCACAGAACCGAUCACCAACAACAACGUCGUCCUCGGUGGCACACCCAACUCCCGGAAAGGAAAACAUCCCACGAACACCCAAGAAGACCUACAGUGAUGAGUUGCAGGACAUGUUCGAGAAUUCAAUGAAUCUGAACAAAAAGAAGAAAUCCUCAAAGGAUGAGGAGGGGAAGGGAAAAAAAGAAAACGAUCACGACGACGCAGACGACGACAAUGACGAAGAAGAAGAAAUCAUUGACGAAUCUUCAUCGGAAAACGAAGAUCAAUGUCGUGAUCGAUUUAAAUCAGUGACAAACAAACGCUCCACAAGUUCCCCUCCCAACUCAGAUGCCAAAAUCCGACGUCUCAACAACUCCGAGCGUAGAUCCAUAUCUACGAAAAGCUUCUAUUCGAGUGCGAAGACAUCACCCACAUCGAUUCGCAGUCCUCCCACACUUGCCAGAUUGAAGCCAGUAGCUAGACAAAAGGGUCACCACUCGAACCACAGGCAGCCAACUAAUAACAUCAAUAGAGGUGUCCAUCAUAGCAUAAAGAAGAAACCAAAGCCCAAAGCCAUGCUACCCAGUGUCCCCAAGAAGGACAUCCUGAGCAUCAUUCGAAAUGAGAAACUUCGAAAUCUGCUCACCACCAAACGCCAGGAAAAGGAUCAAAUCGAGAGUGUUCAUAAAAUACUCAAAACCGCUAAGAAUCCCAUUGAAAUGGCCAAGCCAUUGAGUGUGAUCUCGAGUUCCAACAAUGAUCCUUUCAAAAAAAAUAACAACAACAACAACAGCACUACCAAUGAUGGCAACAAUAACACAUCAGUUCCCAACAAGCGCUGCUACAUGAACGACAUCUCCAUGGGAUUCUCUGACAUUGAGUGUAGCAGUGAAUCGGAGCAGGAAGAUGCAGAAGCAGUAGAAGAAGUGUUGCAGCAAGGAGUCAAUGAACUUCUAGCCGAGCCAGAAGAACGUUCAAUCACCCCGGUACCGGGCAGGAAGUUCUUCAAAUCAGGUAAUUCGGGGACAAAGAAGGAAGUCAAGAUCACAGACAACAUUAGGGCGUCUGUUUGUAAUGGAAAGUUGUCCAUCAUGCCCGAUACUAAGCAGUUGAAGAAGAAGAAGAAGCUCAAACUAAGGGACACACGUGUCAAUGAAUUCUCCUCGGAGCAAGCCAGAGUGGACGAAAUAAUAAAGAACUUCGAAAUAACCAUAAUAAAUCCUCAAGAUUUGGAAGAUGAAGAUGAAACACAAAUUUCAGAGCAGCCAUCAACACAACCACCGGCGCUGACCACAGGAGCACCAGUUGUACCUGAAUCUAAUCAAAUCCUCAUCGAACAGUACAGUCCAGCUGCGUCUUGUUCCAAUGACGGCUUCGAUGAGUUCGAUGAAAUGCGUAUGACCGAAACUGAAGCUGAAAUUGAAGUUGAAACCCAAGUUGAAUGCUCGGAUUUUCGUCGACGUCUUCCCUACAACACAAACAACCCAGAACUCAUUGAACGUCAACACAUCCUCUUGGAUUUUAUGGAAACAAACAAAAUCUGCACCGAGGAGAAUUUUAAAAUUUUCAUUGCUGAUCCCGAGAAUCACAAAGAGGAAGCCCAGAAGAUUCUCGAUCACAUUGUGGUGAUUGUCAACGGAACACAGCCAAACCCGGAUAGUUUUAGGGAGCGGCUGCCUUAUAACACCUCGGAUCCAGCUGAAAUUGAGCAGCAGAAAAGUUUUUUAGAAUUUCUGAUCGAAAACGACAUGUGCAAUGAGGAGAACUUCGAGAUAUUCAUCUCGGACUAUGCCAAUAGGCAGGAAGAGGCCGAUCGGAUCAUAACCGAGGUUGUGGCCUCGACGCACAACAUAUCCGCCGAGGAUCUGGAGCGAGAGCUGAACAGAUUCAAUAAGCAAGGCCCCGAGGAGAGUAUGGACGUUGAGAUUCCCGACCAGAAUAGAGAGAUCCAGAAGGUCCUCGAAGCGUCACCGGAGAAGCUCUUCCCGGUCUUCUAUCCGGGUCGCUGUCAGCCGAUCAUGAGACAGACUUCGACGAGGAAGAUAGCCAAGACAUGGAUCGGCGGUCAGGGGGCGGAUCAAUAUCAAAUUGACGCCGGACAAAAGAAAUUCGGAGCCAGAUACUGCAAGCAGUGUGGAUUGUUGUACACCGUAAACGAGCCCGAGGAGGAGAAGCUGCACAAGGAGUACCAUGCGUCGUUGUAUGUGCUAAAGUUUAAGUCCUGGAUCGAUGAGGAUAUUGUCCAGAUCUACACAGAGUGGGGCUUUGAUGGGCGGAUCUUGAGGUUGAACGAGAACUCACACGUCAAACGACUGGAGCGUUUGAGGGAUGUUCUGAAGCUUGUGGACAAGGAGCUGGGAUUCUAUUCGUAUAUUAUGCCAACAGUUUUUGUCGCCUAUUUUGCAGUUCGCCAUAAUCAAAUUGCUGGCGUUUGUUUGGUGGAACCAUUGACAAAGGCGAAUCGAUAUGUUUGCGUCAAUGGAGUCGAUUGUUGUACCGAAGAAUUUUUUGAUGCAAAGUGUGGAAUAUCAAGAAUAUGGGUAUCGCCGUUACAUCGACGAUUCCGCAUUGCAACCAAAUUAAUUCGUGCCGUGCAACAGCACACAAUAUUUGGGGAAGAGAUUCCCUUGGAGAAGAUAGCUUUUAGUGCGCCGACAGAUGAUGGCAAGAGAUUCGCUAGAAGUGUCACAAAAAUUGACAAUUUCUUAGUGUAUCAGUAGAGUGUGGGUUAAAAACAAAAACAAAAAAAAACAAACAAGCAAACAAACAUUAACCUAGGGUCCUUAUCAUAGUUGUUGAUUCAAAAGCGAGAUGGUCUUUAAAUUGAACCAACUAUACUUACUGUAAAUGUUCAUUAUACUCGUACAUAAAUAUUUUUUUUCUUUUUAUUGUUUUAAUUCUUAUUCUUAUAAGUUUUAUUAAAUUUAAAUUAUUUCAAUUUUAAUCAGAACCGUUAUUGAAAUGUUAUCAAUAAAAAUAAUAUAUAUCAUUGAA